This is a messenger RNA of Closterium sp. Naga37s-1, 1926 nucleotides long. The record is from the annotation of a GenBank genome assembly. Lineage: Eukaryota; Viridiplantae; Streptophyta; Zygnematophyceae; Desmidiales; Closteriaceae.
AUGGCCGCCACAGUACCACAGCUGCGAAAAGAUCCCGAGGCGCCUCCAAUCGCACCGCGGCUAAACGAGCACCAGUUGAACGUCGAUGACCCUACCGUCCCAUUCCUUUCCCGUGACGACCCCGCUGACGUCAUCUUGACCCCGUCCGACGUCGUCUCCUCACCUCCUGACGUCAUCCUAUCGCUUCCCAACGACGAAGAACCUGUCGCUUUUUCGUCGCAGGCUCCUCCAGGCGACGAUCUGCCGUCGCACGAGGAGGCUUCGCAAGGCGACAUCGCCGUGUCGCCGAGCGACGAUCUCCUGUCGCCCGCGCUGCCAUCGUUCCAUCCGGAGGCCUUCCCCGCUCUCCUUCCGCAUAGCUCUGCGCCCGUAUUCCCUCAUGUUCCGCCAUCCCUCGCUCCACCUUUCUCCCCAGAUUCGUCGGGCCCGCAGCACGCGGAGCCCGCCGUUCUUCCGCGGACUCCUCCGCGCGCUGGACCUGCCUCCCCGUCCCCGCAAGUUUCCCCCUCUCCCUACGUUCCGCGCGGCUAUCUCCCGCUCUCCCCAAACGUCUCCGUGCCAAGGGAAUUGAGCCACGGAGACAGGUUGAGAGACAACGAGGGGCUGAAGGGUGUGGAGUGUGUAAGGAGGAUGGAGAGGAGAGGGGGAAAGCCUGUGAUUGGUCGAUGCACAACAGCAGGAAUGGGGGAAGAUGGAGAGAGGGAGGAGAGGGAGGAUGGAACUAGGGAAAAUUGUGAAGAGAGGAGAGAGGAGGGGAGGGAGAAAGGGACUGCUGCUGUUGUAAGAGGCGGAGAGGGAGGGGGGGAGGUGGCUGAGUCAGAAGGGUGGUGUGCCACGUCAUCAACGUCAUCCGUGCUUGUGGGUGGGGAGGAGGAGUGUUGUGAAGGAGAGGAGUGUGAGGGACAUGCAGAAGCAGAGGAGAUGCGAGAAAGGGACAGCAAAGGUCGGGUGGAAGGGAAGAGUGAGGACGGAGAGUAUGGUCGUGAGGGGAGUGCAGAGGAGGAGGGGCAGCGAGAGGCGGUGGGGCAAGGAUGUAGGGGAGGAGAGAAGAAGGGGAGAGAGGGUAGGAGUGUUGCUGGCAGCAGCAGAAAGAGGAGGAGCGGAGGGAUGAGGGAGAGCAGAGGAAUGAGGGAGAUCAGAGGGUGCAGAGCAGAGGGGGCCGGCGCAGCAGAUGUAGGGAUCAAGCAAGAAGCAGAUGUAGGGAUCAAGCAAGAAGGAGAUGUAGGGAUCAAGCAAGAAGCAGAUGUAGGGAUCAAGCAAGAAGGAGAUGUAGGGAUCAAGCAAGAAGGAGAUGUAGGGAUCAAGCAAGAAGGAGAUGGCGUGGCUUCACAAGGGCAGAACGCUGCAGUGGCAGCAGCGCAAGCAGGCCGACUGAUGGGGCCGCAUGGGGUGGCUUCACAAGGGCCGGAGGGCGAAGGUGCAGUGACAACAGUGCAAGCAGGCCGGGUGGCGGGGACUGAUGGUGUGGUAGCGUCAACUGGGGCAUGGGUGCCGCCUGUGUCUCCCUUCGGCCUCAUUCAGGAGCGCCUGUAUCGUGACCCUUGGAGACUGCUGGUUGCCUGCAUGCUGCUAAACAAGACGGCUGGCAGGCAGCUCCAUAAAGUGAUUUGGGACCUCUUCCGCCUCAUCCCCACUCCAGAGGCAGCCAUCGCAGCAUCGACGGCUGAGAUCGCGCGCACCAUCCAGUCCCUUGGGCUGCACAACAAGCGCGCCGCCAUGAUCCAACGGUUCUCAGAGGAGUUCCUGAGGGGCGAUUGGACGGACGUGAGGCAGCUGCACGGCAUUGGCAAGUAUGCAGCGGACGCGCAUGCCAUAUUCUGUGAGGGCAGGUGGAGGGAGGUGAGACCGGACGAUCACAUGCUGAACAAGUACUGGGACUGGCUCAAACGCACCGACGGGCUUGGCCUUGCCUUCACCGACAACUGA